Rhizophagus irregularis DAOM 181602=DAOM 197198 is the source of this 477-nucleotide messenger RNA. The record is from RefSeq and is a predicted model, not a curated record. NCBI's taxonomy places the organism in Eukaryota, Fungi, Glomeromycota, Glomeromycetes, Glomerales, Glomeraceae.
AUGCAAGAACAAGAGGGUAAAUUAGAAUACGCUGAACAAAUUAAUGAUCAGAACUUUAAUUUAAUAAACGAUCUUAGGGGUAAAGUUGCAAAUUUUAGUCAACGUGAAACUGUGAAUGAACAAUAUAUUAAAGAGCUUGAAUUCCGGCUUGAAAAUUAUACCAAAGAACAAAAUAAGGAUCAAGAAAAGAUCAAUGAAUUAAAAAAUAUUAUUUCUCAAUUGAAAACGAAUGGAACUAAUACUCAAUGUUAUAUUACUGAACUGGAAACACGUCUUUCAUCUAGUGAUCAACAAGUUACAAAAUUUGAGGAGACUGUUGAAAAACUUGAAAUAAAGUUACAACAAAGGGAGGAAGCUUUUCUUGAGUUAGAAUCAAAAAUGAAAUCUUCCUAUACUGAAGAAGACAUGAGAUUAUUAAGAGAUGAACUUGAAGAACGUGAUCAUAGAAUUUUGCAACUUGAAAAGAAAGUUGAUGAA